AGGAAAAAUACCCUUUAUUUUUGCAAACUAUUACAUUCACUAAAAAGGCGUGUAAAUAGUUGAAAGAUUUUUUUUUAUGAAAUAGUAGUCCGGAAUUCAUCAGUUUAAGAGUGGCAGGUUUUACUAACAUGCUAAAGAGAAAGUUUGCAUUGAUAUGUUUCCAAGAAAGAAUUUAAAAUUAAAUACUGGGAUUAAUGAAAACACAAUGAAACUUAAAGAAAAGGAGAAUAUUUUAAUGCAUAAGAAGACAUUUGAUGUUUUCUAUUUGGGUAACAUUGAAAAGAUAGCAAUGGGUAAUUCACAGAAGAGAGAUACAGAGGCCCAGCUGAUAGAUCGAAUAGAGGAAGCUCAGAUUGCUGGAGACAUUCCCAUUACUGUUGGGGAGAAAGACCAAGUCUUCUUCACUGUUUCGCGACAUGGAAUACAAGUCCAAAAUAAAAGAACCAAGGAGAUACUGCAGCGACACCCUCUCCACACCAUAGCUGAGGUAGUGCAGUACGAGGAUGGGUUUGGGGGACCAAACAUUGCUCUGAAAAUAGGUCAACUGCAGGUCAACAAGGAAGUGUUUCAGUGCUAUGUCUUCCAGUGCAAUACAGAGGAACUUGCAAAUGAUGUUUGCCAGUUAGUGCGAAGACUAUUCGAUGCUAUAACUGAUAAAUCUUGAAUUGAACACAAUGGUGACAGUUCAAGCCACAAUACUCAAUGAAUUAUGACAUCGGCUCUCGUGCCAAAGAUUCCCAUGUCCAUAAUACUGAGGAUGAAGUGGCGGUAAACUCAAGCACAGCACCUGGAGUUAUAACUGCCAGCCAGGGAGGAUGCCCUAUGUCAAAAUGGGCAAGCAAGGAAUGAUUUGGACCAAUUCUUUGAGGAAAGGCACAGCUGACAUGUACCUGCACUUCCAUAAAACAUGUUCUUCGAUAUUAAUACAGAUCUUUGUUAAGUGAAAAUUAAGUUUACCCAUAUGUAGCAAAGACACUAUUAUUUAUCUCUUUUAAAUAACAGAAUUUUCUCUAAUUUUCUUAUUAGAACUGGAUAAUUUGGGGUUUUUUUUCAAUUAAAUUUAAAUACCCUGUUCACUCAGUUUUAAUGUCCAUGGUUUUUUAUAUAAUUAAAUGUAAACAUAAAAACACAUUUUCUGUUUUGUUUUUCUUUGAAUUUAUUUUAUAAAUACAUGUACGUAAAAGUGCACAUUGCAAUAAAUCAUUUGAAGCAGUUGUAUUUUAUUGCUGGCAUGUUAUAGUAUUCACUGGAGA
Magallana angulata is the source of this 1253-nucleotide messenger RNA. Its product is annotated as integrin beta-1-binding protein 1-like. Gene Ontology annotation, biological process: negative regulation of focal adhesion assembly; negative regulation of substrate adhesion-dependent cell spreading. Bases 155 to 664 code for a protein of 169 amino acids. The transcript is spliced from 5 exons. Gene Ontology annotation, molecular function: integrin binding. Lineage: Eukaryota; Metazoa; Mollusca; Bivalvia; Ostreida; Ostreidae. Gene Ontology annotation, cellular component: cell periphery; ruffle; cytoskeleton. The record is from RefSeq and is a predicted model, not a curated record.